AUGGGGAAUCCAAAAAAAUGGGAUAAUGGUCUUGGAAAUGUGAUAAAGGAUUAUUUUUCUCAAAUUUUUACUGCUAAACAUGGGGAUUGGGAUGAGGUUUUGAAUUGUGUAAAUCCUAUAGUCAAGGAGGAGCACAAUAGAAAUUUGCUUAGGCCAAUUCAAGAUCAAGAAGUUAAAGAUGCCUUGUUUCAAAUGCAUCCCGAUAAGUCGCCGGAACCGGAUGGUAUGAACCCAAAAUUUUUCCAAAAGUAUUGGCAUAUUAGAAAGAAAGUUGGGAAGGAUGGUUAUAUGGUGUUAAAGCUUGAUCUUAGUAAAGCAUAUGAUCGAGUUGAUUGGCUUUUUCUAUGUGCUAUUUUAUCUCGGUUGGGUUUUGAUGACAAAUGGGUUUGGCUUAUUUUUGGAUGCCUUUCUUCGGUUCAAUUUCAUGUGGUGAGUAGUGGGUAUACUCUUGGGCCAAUCACUCCUAGUAUAGGACUUAGACAAGGCGAUCCAAUCUCACCUUAUCUUUUUCUCAAAUGUGCAGAAGGAUUUUCGACAUUAAUCAGAAGCUUUGAGGAUAGAAAAUUAAUCCAUGGGUGUAAAGUGGCAAAUGGUGCUCCUAUUGUGUCUCAUAUGCUCUUUGCGAAUGAUAGCUUUUUGUAUUGUAAAGCUACGGAACAAGAAGUUGCAAACAUACAACAGAUGCUUGAUGUUUUUGCUAAAGCAUCGGGCCAACAGGUCAAUUUUACUAAGUCAUCUGUGUUCUUUAGCACCAAUACGACGAGUAUGCGACAAACUAUUUGUAAUAGAAUGGGCAUUCGUGAGGCUGAUGAGAAGAGCAAAUAUCUGGGUCUUCCAAGUACUAUUGGUAGAAAUAAAAUUGCUACUUUUAGCUAUGUGGUGGAUAAAGUACAUAAGAGGGUUCAAACUUGGGACAAUAAGUUCUUAUCGAAGGCUGGGAAGGAAGUGCUUAUUAAAUCUGUUAUUCAAGCUCUCCCUGCCUAUACCAUGAAUGUGUUUCUUCUUCCCGUCAGUAUUAGUACUGAUGUCGUGGAAAUUUUGGUGGAGAAGCAAUAA
This is a messenger RNA of Cannabis sativa, 1056 nucleotides long. RefSeq lists its product as uncharacterized. The record is from RefSeq and is a predicted model, not a curated record. The coding region runs from base 1 to 1056 and encodes 351 amino acids. The transcript is spliced from 2 exons. NCBI's taxonomy places the organism in Eukaryota, Viridiplantae, Streptophyta, Magnoliopsida, Rosales, Cannabaceae.